This is a messenger RNA of Diospyros lotus (date-plum), 1621 nucleotides long. RefSeq lists its product as uncharacterized. Gene Ontology annotation, biological process: proteolysis. Gene Ontology annotation, molecular function: serine-type peptidase activity. The transcript is spliced from 13 exons. Lineage: Eukaryota; Viridiplantae; Streptophyta; Magnoliopsida; Ericales; Ebenaceae. The record is from RefSeq and is a predicted model, not a curated record. The coding region runs from base 80 to 1345 and encodes 421 amino acids.
AGAGAGAGAACGGAUAUGAUUUUCGGUCUCGGAAACUUCAUCGGCCGCACGGCAACUACGCUCCGUCGGUACAUCGCCGAUGGAGGCAGUAAACAGGCACGUGUCCCAUUUCUCCCACGUGCGAGCCCUAGCCCCUCGUACGCGCGAUCGCGCGAUGGCUUGCGUGCGACCUCAGCCGCCCAGCACCUACUCGUCAGUGCCCCCACCGCUCUCCUAUAAAUACCGAUCACACGUGACAGUUCUCAGCAACAAGCAACUGUCAGUCGUUCCACGUCGCGAAAUGGACGCCGUCGACGCGGAGAAGCUCCGCUCCGAGUUCUUGCAGGUUCUUCUCAGCCGGCGUUCUCCCGAAGUUCCGCUAUCUGUGGAACCUGGAAAACCUGUAGCAGACCCUAUGUACCAGGAAAGUCCCCGGCCAACGUUCAGUGAGGCAAUGGAAUCUUGUGUUAAAGCAGACAUACCCAAUCUUAAGGAUCUACUCAAAGAGGAGAAUUUUUACUUGAUUACUGAGUCUGGAGAUCAAGGACGGUUGCCUGUGCUGGUUAUAAGCAUGAAAGAAAGCAACCAUAAAAGAAGACCGGCUAUUGUUUUUCUGCAUAGCACCCAUAAGUGCAAAGAGUGGUUACGGCCAUUGCUUGAGGCAUAUGCUUCACGGGGAUAUGUUGCUAUUGCCAUUGAUUCUCGUUAUCAUGGGGAACGUGCCAGCAGUAAAACAACUUACCGAGAUGCUCUUGUAUCAGCAUGGAAAAAAGGUGAUACAAUGCCAUUCAUAUUUGAUACGGUCUGGGACUUGAUAAAAUUGGCAGAUCAUCUAAAACAAAGGGAGGAUAUAGAUCCGUCUAGGAUAGGAAUUACUGGUGAAUCACUUGGAGGAAUGCACGCAUGGUUUGCUGCUGCCGCUGAUACCCGCUAUGCUGUGGUUGUCCCUAUAAUUGGGGUUCAGGGAUUUCGGUGGGCUAUAGACCAUGAUAAGUGGCAGGCUCGAGUUGAUAGUAUCAAAGCUGUAUUUGAAGAAGCACGGAUUGAUUUAGGCAAAAGUGCAAUUGAUAAAGAAGUGGUGGAGAAGGUGUGGGACAGAAUUGCUCCUGGUUUAGCCUCUCAGUUUGAUUCACCUUAUACACUUCCGAUUAUUUCACCACGCCCCCUUCUGAUCUUAAAAGGUCAAGAUGAUCCUCGAUGCCCAAUCAAAGGUCUCGAAAUUCCAGUGUCUAGAGCAUCCAAAGCUUACAAGGAUGCCAACUGCCCGGAUAAUUUGAAGGUAAUAGCAUACCCUGGAAUCGGCCACCAAAUGACACCGGCCAUGGUAAAAGAAGCCAGCGAUUGGUUCGACAAGUUCCUCAAGUAAGAAUCACUUUAUUAUUGUUAACAAAUGAAAUAGUACGCAGUUGUAAGACAUGGUUGUCCUCCUCUUGUAUCUCUGUUCAAUUAUUUAUAAUUGAACCUUUCAUGUAUAAUACGAGUUCAGUUUAUGCCAGAAAAUUCUCUCUAGUUGCGUCUGUCAACUUUGAGAAAGACACAAUACUGUACCCAACCUGUUACUCUUCGGCUCUGUCGAUCAAACCCACAAGAAUGCUGUUAGGUUCGUCUAAAUAAAACUAUUAUUCUGCAACAGUUUAUUUAA